Meriones unguiculatus (Mongolian gerbil) is the source of this 3431-nucleotide messenger RNA. RefSeq names its product linker for activation of T cells family member 2 (gene Lat2). Lineage: Eukaryota; Metazoa; Chordata; Mammalia; Rodentia; Muridae. Gene Ontology annotation, biological process: calcium-mediated signaling; B cell receptor signaling pathway; B cell activation. The record is from RefSeq and is a predicted model, not a curated record. Gene Ontology annotation, cellular component: plasma membrane. The coding region runs from base 2064 to 2756 and encodes 230 amino acids. The transcript has 14 exons.
UACUGUGCUUUCCCACAGGGUGGCAGCAGCAGGCUCAGGGCAGAAAGGCUGGGAAAAAACAGACCAGGAGCCCAGAGGUACUGCAGCAGAUUGCAGGGUGGGACCAUCUCCCCUCAGGCUUUGAUGUCCCCGGCAGGUUGGAUAGUUCCAAGUUCCAGGGUGCACUGAGCUAGACAGGUCAUUGAUCCUUCUCACUUGAGGCAGUGGUGCCUAUCUGGAGCUUGCAGGACCAGCUAGCCUAGGCUACUGGCGAGUCUCAGGCCAGUGAAAGAGAAAUUAAGGUGGGAAUUGGGUAUGGUCCCAGCAUUUAAGAAACAGGCGGACCUCUGAUUCCCAGGCUAGUCAGAACUACAUAGACCCAAAAUGAAAAAAAUAAAGCCUUGAGGUGGGCUGGAAGAUGUCUCAGUGGGUUCUACCAAGUGCAUUCUACCAAGACACAGAGUUCUAUCCCUAGAACCCACGUGGUAGAAUAAGAACCAACUCCGAGUUCUCUUCUGACUUCCACAUUGCUUGGUGAUACAUGUGCCCACACGCUUACAAAAAACUAAAGACAGGCAGUUUUGUUUUUUAAAGGUAGGUGACACCGAGCCAGCAUGUCAGUGCAUGGAUCUCAGUUUGAGGCCAGCCUGGUCUACAGAGCAAGUUCCAGGACAGUCAAGGCUACAUAGAGAAACCCUGACUCAAAGACAUCAAGGAGGAUUUCUGGCCUCUAUGUUCAUCCACCACACGUGCGCACACACAAAGAAGCAGCUUUGCUCUCUAUCUGGCUGUCUUUGACACACUGGUCCUUUGUUAUCUGCCGUUUGGUGUCUGUCCUAUGGGAUUCGACUACUCUUGUCUCCUUGCCUCAGAUCCCCACUCUCAAAUCUCUGGUUGCUGGCAAGACUCUAGCUUCCUCUUGCCUCUGGUUGUCCGUGUCUGUAUAGCUGGAUCUCUUUUUGAUCCUCUCCUGACCUGUUUGUGUGUGUCCCUCCUACCCAACUUUCCAUCUUUCCUCUCCACCUCUGUGUGUCCAUGUGAACUCUUGGGUGACUCUCCUCCCUACCCCUCACUGGGUGCCUCCCUUCUCCAUGCUCCGUAUGACCUGUGUCUGUGCAUUCAGUUUGGUGUGUGCUGUGUGUGAGCCCUGGCUUUUGUUCUUUCCGUGCCCAUCUCUCACUUCCCAUUUCUCCUGUCUGUUUCUGUUUUCUUUUUUAUCACCACUCCACCCCCAUGCAUGUGUGUGUGUGCACCCGUGCAGUGCAUAUGCCUCUGUGUGUGUGUGUGUGUGUGUGUGUACACAUCAGAGGGCAACUAGCAGGUACCAGUUCUCUCCGUAUGUGGUUCCUGGUGAUAGAACCCAAAUUGUUAGGCUCAGUGAAAAGUGAGCCAUCUUGCCUAACCUUUCUCUCUCUUUCUCUCCCUCUUUUCUCUUUCUCUCUCUCUCUCUCUCUCUCUCUCUCUCUCUCUCUUGCUCGCUCUUUCUUUAUUUCUGAUAGGUCUUUCUGUGUCCUGGGUGGAGCUCACUACAUAAACCAAGCUGGCCUCAAACUCACAGAGAUCUGCCUGCUUCUGCCUGCAUUUAAAGACCUGCACCACCAUGCACUUGUCUUUCUAUCUUUUUCUGUCUCUGCUCCACCCCCUUUGUCACUAAGCAGCCUAGCAGUCCGGCCACGGCGGAUGUAGAGGGAUGAUUCAGUGGUGACAGGAAACAACUGCCUCGCCUACUGCCCGCCAGAGUUUGUGCUGUUGGCAUCGGCUUGGGCAGGUGUGCGGGCACAGGAUGGGGUGGCCAUGGUGAGGAGGUCCCACUCUCAGGCUCUCAAUAUUUAGCCCAGACUAGCCCAAAACUCACUAUGUUGGUUGUCUCCGGCUGUCCUGAAAACUAGUGGAAAUCCUCCUGCUUCAGCCUCCAGGGUUGCUGGGAUUACAGGUGUGAGCCCCAUGCGAGGGCCAGGACUGAGUGCUGAAUCCUCCUUUUCCACAAAGCGGCUGUGGGGGCUUUCUCAGUCUUAAAUUCUCCACCUGUGACGUAAGGAGCCUGUCUCUCAGGACCAGCUUCACAGCCCCUUCCCCAAGCCAACAUGAGCACCGAGCUGGAGCUGCUGUGGCCACUGUCGCUACUAUUGCUGCUGCUGUUGGGGUCCACAGCCUGGCUGUGUGUUCGAUGCGCCCGCCAAGGGGUGAAGAAAACUGGGAAAAUCUACGAGCAGAGGAACCAGCAAGAAAAUGAACAGAGCUGCACUGUGUCUCAGACCUACUCCUUGGCCAGGCAGGUGUGGCCAGGACCCCUAACGAACACAGCCUCAGAGAAGUCAUCUGAAAGGGCACCAGCUCAGCACCACCUGCUGCCCCAUCCUUGCAGGAAGAACAAGCUGAUGUUCUCCCACCUGGAGGGUCCUGAGUCCCCUAGGUACCAGAAUUUCUACAAAGGAAGCAGACAUGACCCUGAUACUGCUUAUGUAGAUCCCAUCCCCACAGACUACUACAACUGGGGAUGUUUCCAGAAGCCCCCAGAAGGCAGGUCCACCUGCAGGUCUUCUGCCAGAUGUCUUCUGUUGACAGACGAUUCUGUCUCCUACGAGAAUGUGCUCAUCUGCAAGCCCAGCACCCGAGCCUCAGGUGGUGAGGAAUCCGAGGAUUACCAGAACUCAGCAUCCAUCCAUCAGUGGCGAGAGUCCAGGAAGACUGUGGGCGCACAAAUGUCCCCAUCUGAAGGCCCAGAGGAGGAGCCAGAUUACGUGAACGGGGAUGUGGCUGCAGCUGAGGAAAUCUAGGAGCGAAUCAAUGGGAAGGAAGGGCCUGAGGAUCAUGAGCCUGCUGAAUGAAGCCUGUUUUCCAAGGAUGCUCUAGCUUCACACUGCAGCCUGUGGCUGCUCCUGGGAGGGCGCCAAAUCACCCUGACACACAGCCUGGGAGACACUGGGAAUCACCAGAGCUGCCACCCUCAAGUGAUGCCCUGGACUUCCUUGGGGGCAAAGCAAGUGCCCAGGGGAUAUUGGCUGUGCUGACUGGAAGCCCAGGACCUGAGGCACACAGGCCCCCAGUCCCACAUCUAGACAGGGUCCAGGCUGGCCUCGAACUCCAGCCUCUGCCCUGUGCUGGGACUGCAGGGUGCAUCACCACACCUGACCUUGUAGCUUUUUUUCUGUUUGGAAAACUUACGAAUGUUGGUUUCUGAGAAUGUCACAUGACUUUUCUGCAGUUUACUUAAAUUGCUAGAGCUGUAUUUAACACUGUUCAAUGUCGGGGCACUUCCUCUCUCAGAGAGCAUUACAUGUACUAACUUUGGCAGAUCAGUUGGGUGUGGGGUAACCUGGGGUCGUCUUGGUCUCUUAGUGGGCUCCAGUUUGCUCUGAUCUCCCAUUCCUGCAGGGGUCUUGUGGGUCAGUGAUAGGGAAAUAACACUGGCCCCUCACCAAACAUCAAUAAACCCUGAGAUUUUAAGAGCA